GCCGCCCCUCCUCGGAGGCCUGCGCGAGCCAGCGAGCACCGCUUCCUGUGUCUGGGGAAUGAGUUCCUCCAGAAGGCCAGCAGUCAUUGUGCAGCACUGGACAGGUUCAGGAGGCCUGGUUUCUAACCCUGCUCUGUCACUAGCAAGCUCUGUGAUCUUUGAAGCUUAAGUGAAAAUGGUGCAUGUUAGAAGACACGAAACAAGAAGAAAUUCUAAAACUCAAGUACCUGAGCAAAAAUCUCGAGUUGAUUGGCGUCGAACUAAGAGAAGCAUCUCACAGUUAUUUGUUAGUGACGAAGAGCUUGACAGUGAUGAGGAGCUUGAACCUGAUAGUGACGAAGAGCUAGAGAGUGGUCAAAGUAUUGAUAGUGGUGAAGAGUCUGAUAGUAGCAAGAAGCCUGGUGUGGGUGAAGUACCAGAAAAGGAAACAGAACCCAGAUUAAUCAAAGUGGAGAGUGAGGGAAGCAGCAGUAACCCUCUUAGGGACACUGCCAGAAGGUCAACGGAUGAAGAAGAAAGGGACAAAGCUGAACAUGAUUUACCAGAUGUCAACAAGCAUACCAAACAAACCGCAGAGGAGGAUAUGGAAGAUGAAUACAUCAAGCCUGGAAAAAGAAAAAGGCUGUCUUCGGUAAUGUAUGACAGUGACGACAGUGAUGACAGUGAUAUCCUUGUUAGAAAACUGAGUGCUAAACGUCCACGCAGGGUGGUCGAAGAUGAGUGUUCUUCACUGGAGAUGGAACAAGAAACCCCUGAAAAAUCAUCAGCUGCUCGAAAGCGAGAACACCACCAGAAGCUAAAGGAACUCUCAGAAAGAUCACGCCAGAGGCAGAGACGCAAUAGUGGUAGAAAUGUUGAGGACUCUGAGAAGGAAUCUUGUUCAAGUACUGAUGAGGAUGAGGAUGAGGAUGAUUACAAAUGUGAUGAAAAUGGCGAUGAUUAUAUGAUCGAUGAUUUUGUCGUACGAGAUGAGGACAGUGAUGAGAAUAAAAAUCAACAAGGAGAGAAUUUGACUACAUCACAACUGAAAUUAGUAAAACGGAAUUCUCUUUAUUCUUUUAGUGACCACUAUACACACUUUGGAACAGUUGUGAAGGCUCUUCUGAUCAAUGCUUUCGAUGAAUCUUUUCUGGAAACCUUGUAUGCUGGCACCAGGAAGAAGUCGUAUGCACAAGAUAUGUUGACAUCUCUUCACUAUCUGGAUAAUCGCUUUAUUCAACCCCGCCUGGAGAGUUUAGUCUCUAGAAGUCGAUGGAAAGAACAAUAUAAGGAGCGAGUUGAAAGCUACUCUAACUUAAGUGUCCAUUCGAAGAACCCCGAGGACUGCUCCUGCCAGGCUUGUGGGCUGCAUCGCCACUGUCAAUACUCAGUGCACCUCUCAGGAAAGUUGUACAACACCAGGACAAUGGAGACAGACGAUUUCAUGUCACAUGACAAGCAGGUGUUUAUUGUUGGCAGAAUUUGUGCUAAUCGCACCAGAAUUUAUCAUAAACUAAAACAUUUUAAAUUCAAACUGUACCAAGAAUGUUGCUCCAUUGCAAAAACAGAAGAAGGUGGAGAUGAACAGGUUAAAGAAACAGUAGGAAGAGUCUUCAGUCAGGCAAAAGAAAGCGGCUGGAUUAAAAAGAAAUAUGAUCAACUGCAAGACUAUCUCAAUUCUGCGGAUUAUUUUCAAGAUGAGAAGUUUGAAUUAUAGCAUGUUUCCUUCAGAGAAGAUUGUAAAAGUUUCUAUAAAUGUGAAGAUCACGUGUUUUGUUUCUCUGCAUCAUGUAGCAUUUAUUGUAUAAUCUGUGUGCAUCUUUAUGGCAAAAUCUCUUGUUUUUGUGCUCAUCUGAUUUUCAUGAAAUGCCACGUGAAGUCUAAUAAAGCCUGCGUAGAUGUACAUGGAGAACAUCAGAUUUGUGAUUCAAAACUCCAUCAAUGUAUUUUAGUCAUGUAUUGAUGUUCCUCUCAUGCGUGACCUGCAGUUGAAUGUUCUAUCAUGUCCUCUUUUUGGUUUAGUAGAAAUAGGCUGCAUUAAAAUAUAUUUGGACUAACCUGGAGGUGGAUCAGUCAGUACGGUACUUGCCUUACAAGCACAAGGACCUGAGUUCAGUUCUCAUGUCCAUAUUUAAAAUAAAAGCAGAUGUGCUGGUAUGUACUUGCAAUCCCUGCCCUGGGGAGGCGAAGACCAGGAAGAUCCCUGAGGCUUGUUAGCCAGGCAGCCAACCCACCACUCUCAUUCCAAUGAGAGACCCUGUCUCAAAGAACAAGCUGGGUUGUGCUUGUAAAUGACACCCAAGGCUGUCCUCUGAGCUGAACAUGCAUGCAAACAAACAUAUGUUGCCCACAUGUGUGCAACAACACACAGGCACCUUCACAUCCACACUAUGUAUGCAUGUGUAUAUUCAUAUGUAGUGAGACUCAUGCCACCCUACGUAUGAAUCAUUGUGUUGUUGAAUCGCUUGGCAGUAUUAAACAAUAUUAAACAUUCAGUAAUAAUGUCUAAUUAAUGUCUCCAAACAGUGAGCCAUGGAAGAGGCCUCAGACUUCCAUGCCUUUGUUACCCUGACCUCAGAAUGAGACCAUAGCUUAUCUAUUGCAGGAGGAAGAGUACUUCCUCCUGCUGAAGUUUCCUUCAUGAACAGAUGUGUAAUCUGCAGGCUCUUUCAAUCCCCACAUCCAGGAAGAAUUUGUUGAUGCAUUUUUUUUUCAUUCUGUGUAAUGUUCUUUCUUGUUUCUGCACAGUUUUAUUUGUAAUGUAUCAAGGAUUGAGAUGUAUUUUGUGAUUUUUUUUAACCAUAAUAUUCUCUGUGUAAAUAUAUAUGUAUCGUAUAUGUAGCAGUCUGAAGAUAUCAGAGACAGGUUCAGCCAAAAAACAAUUCAAAAACUUAUUUUUGUGCCUACAUUAUUUUGCACAUCCCAACUUUUCCAUAAUACAAUAAAGUGGUUUCAA
Molecule: messenger RNA, 2935 nt
Organism: Phodopus roborovskii (desert hamster)
Lineage: Eukaryota; Metazoa; Chordata; Mammalia; Rodentia; Cricetidae
Gene: Ccdc82
Product: coiled-coil domain containing 82
Exons: 9
Coding region: 176-1696 (506 amino acids)
Cellular component (GO): nucleus
Source: RefSeq, a predicted model, not a curated record